AUGCUCGUCCAGACCAUCAUCGCCUUCUUCCUCGCCGCCUCGGCCACCGCUCAUCCCGUCGAGGCCCGUGAGCCUCUCGAUGUCACCGCCGACGUGUACGCCAACGUGCUUGGUCUCGUUAUCGCUCAGGUAGGCCUCGACGUCAACGUUGGCGGCUCGUGCGGCAACCCUUGCGGUGACAAGUGCCUUCCUCCCGGUGCCGUCUGCUGCACGCGCCCCAACGGUCCUCCCUCGGGCAAGGGCUGCCCCGCUCCCAACCCAGUGUGCAAGUGCGCCAACGACGUCCUCGACGUCUACGUCUGCCUCGCGGUUGACAUCUAA
Molecule: messenger RNA, 321 nt
Organism: Cutaneotrichosporon oleaginosum
Lineage: Eukaryota; Fungi; Basidiomycota; Tremellomycetes; Trichosporonales; Trichosporonaceae
Source: RefSeq, a predicted model, not a curated record